This is a messenger RNA of Schistosoma rodhaini, 1733 nucleotides long. NCBI's taxonomy places the organism in Eukaryota, Metazoa, Platyhelminthes, Trematoda, Strigeidida, Schistosomatidae. The record is from the annotation of a GenBank genome assembly.
AUUUUCACCUUGCGAACCUGGUAAACAGCGGCAAUAUCAUUUUCUUUGCUACAUCCUGUGUUUAUGGGGAUGCUUGGUUCUGAUGAGAAGCAACCGUUUCUGAAAGAGAAAGAAGUUACGAAUCAUAAAAAAAGAAACAUUGAUUCCUGGUACAAGCGUCCAGUUUGGGACGAUGACCAAAAAACUAAGUAUAUGAUGGGGCGCAGUUUUUGUGGAUGGAUUAAGUUUUGGUUGCACUACUUUAUUCUGUACAUAUGUCUGUUGAUAAUAAUGAUGGGCAUGUUAAUAAUAAUUACUCAGCUUAUUAUUAGUAAUGACCAACCUUACAUAACUGGAAUGGACAGUCCGCUUGCACUUUCACCAGGCUUAGGAAUGAGACCACGUAAUGAUUUUAAGACAACUUUAAUUGCUUACGCUUCAUCUGAUCCACAAACAUAUAUGCCAUUUGUACAAGAUAUACGAACAUUUCUUUAUUUCUACGAAGAAGUCAAUAUACAACCACAGGAUGGAUUUGCAACGUGUGAUAAAAUUAAAUCACCAGAUGAUGUUGAUUUAGUGUGUAAAUUUUAUCCACAUGAUAUGGGUGUAUGUGUUAAAGAGAAUAAUUUUGGAUAUGAUAGAAGUCAACCAUGUGUCAUCAUGAAAAUUAAUAAGGUUUAUGGUUGGCUCCCUGAUAUUGUGAAUAAAACCUUAUCAAAUAAUCCUCUUGUUAGAUGUCAUGGUCAAAAUCCUCAAGACUUGGAAAAUUUUGGUGAAGUACUAUAUUUUCCUAAUAUUACUGUUGAUGGAAAAACUUACGGUUUCUUUAGUCAUUUAUACUUUCCAUAUCUUAUGCAAGUGGCUUAUCGUUCACCACUUGUUGCUGUACAAUUUGCAAGUCCUAAACGUCAUGUUCUACUAAUGGUACGCUGUGAAUUAUUUAAUGUACAUAAUCCUGGUGAUCCCAUGGAUUUUGAAAUUUUAGUAGAUUGAUUAACUAUUGAACAAUGUUGUACUUAUAACUCCCUUUUUUGUUUUUUCUUUCCGGUUUAUUUGUUUCUUUGAGUCAGUUUAUUCAUUUUGGUUUGAAUAGUUUUUUCCUGGUUAGCGUUUUUUAGCGAGUUAGUUUUCUAACGGAUAGGAUCGCUAAUCAUCCCAUGACCAACUCUUCUCCUUUAUCCGAGCUUGGGAUUGGCAAUAGCCCCCCUAAGGGGCUACAGUGGGAGUUGUUAAUCUUACAAUUCACUAAUCUUUUUAAAUGUACAUCUGUUCAUCUAUUAUCUACACGUCUGUCGAUCUUUCCAAAUUUAUGUUUGUCUACUUAACUAUCAGUUCAAUUGAAUACGAAAUCUUAGUUUGUUUUGAACAAAAAAACUUUAUUUCAAGAAUAAAGGAAAAUGUAACGGGAUGUUUUCUCUUUGAAUAUGAAUUCUUCCUUAUUUAUAAUCCUCAAAAUGUUACCAUGUCGUUAGCUUUUAAUAAUUUUUUUCUGGUUAGCGUUUUUUAGCGAGUUGGUUUUCUACGGGACGGGGUCGCUAACCCCAUUUCCAACCCUCCUCCUUUAUCCGGGCUUGGGAUCGGCAGUAGCUUCCGGAGGAGCUACAGGCGGAGUUUCCAUGUUGUUAAAUGUUCGUUUAUUUUGUACAGACACUUUUUGUGAAAAAAGAAAAAAAAUUUUUCAGUAUUCGUGAAAUGUCCGUUCAUUUAAAUGUUGGAAAAAGAGAAACUCAAUAAAUUCAAUCAAGAUUUCUUUU